CUGUGCGGCCCAGUUCACAGUUGACUGUUGAGGGAGCGGCCGAGAGGACAGGAGCGUGCGACCUGACAAAGAAUCGUCCGCAAUGGAAGCAGUUAAGGACGUGACGGAGACAGUGACUGUGGACCUGGGUGCACUCCUGGAUGCCGGGGACGACGCCAUGGUGAUACUCGAGGCAGGUGACACGCGGCUGGUGGUGCACAGGGCCGUCCUGGUGGACAGGAGCCCCGUGUUAGCGGCCAUGUUCGCCCACGACACCCUCGAGGCCUGCACUGCCGUGGUGAGGAUUGCCGACGUGGGGGGCCCGGUGCUGAGGCAGCUGGUCUCCUACCUGUACACCCUGCGGGCCCCCCAGCUGCCCGGCACGGCCCCCCAGCUGCUGGCCGCAGCGGAUAAGUACGGGGUGUCGGGGCUGAAGGCAGAGUGCGAGCGGCAGGUGGCCGCUCAGCUGACUGUCGAGACCGCGGCAGCGACAGCCGUCCUCGCAGUCCGCCACUCCUGCAGUGACCUCAGGCGAGCCGCCAUCGAAUUUAUUAAGGCACGUACCCACGAGGUGAUGGCCACUCAGGGGUGGGCAGAUGCGAUGCUUCAUCAACCUAAGGACUUGAUCGAAGUGAGCAGAUUGCUGUAUGAUCCACCACCAAAAAGCAGCGCACCAGUCGUUACAGAGCUGAGUACCACAAUCAGAACCACCACCACCUCCGCCGCUGCCGCCACCUCUGCCAGCGCACCUUGCCAGACACCUGCUGCUGCGCGGCCCACGACUCCUCCACCUGAUGAGGCCACAGUCUCUCAAAUGCGGAGCCUUUGUGGGGCAGAGCGAGGCAGGAGGCUGAUAGAGGCGGCUAAGAAAGGGGCGGUGGAGGAGGUGCGGGCGUUGCUCGCGGCUGGGGCGGUGGUGGGGGCGAGAGACGGGGUCGGGUGGACCGCCCUGCACUGGGCUGCAUGGAGAGACCACGCGGCUGUGGUGCGGCUGCUGCUCUCUGCGGCGUCCGACCCCAACGCCAGGGAUCAGUGGGGGCAGACGCCGCUGCACUUGGCGGCACAGGAUGGCCACGCAGAAGCGGCGGCUGCGUUGCUGCAGGCCGGAGCCGACAGGGGGGCGGCGGAUGAAGAUGGGGACACCCCCCUGGACUUCGCCAGGCGGCAAAACCGGCAGCAGCUCGUCGAGAUGCUAACAGAGAGCGUUAAUACGUGCCAGUAG
Messenger RNA from Schistocerca nitens (vagrant locust), 1201 nucleotides. Its product is annotated as ankyrin repeat domain-containing protein 65-like. The record is from RefSeq and is a predicted model, not a curated record. Gene Ontology annotation, cellular component: nucleus; cytoplasm. Bases 83 to 1201 code for a protein of 372 amino acids. The transcript has 4 exons. Gene Ontology annotation, molecular function: ubiquitin protein ligase binding. Lineage: Eukaryota; Metazoa; Arthropoda; Insecta; Orthoptera; Acrididae. Gene Ontology annotation, biological process: proteasome-mediated ubiquitin-dependent protein catabolic process; regulation of proteolysis.